This is a messenger RNA of Helicoverpa zea (corn earworm), 1888 nucleotides long. RefSeq names its product paired box protein Pax-6-like. Bases 1 to 1434 code for a protein of 477 amino acids. NCBI's taxonomy places the organism in Eukaryota, Metazoa, Arthropoda, Insecta, Lepidoptera, Noctuidae. Gene Ontology annotation, biological process: anatomical structure development; regulation of transcription by RNA polymerase II. The record is from RefSeq and is a predicted model, not a curated record. Gene Ontology annotation, molecular function: RNA polymerase II cis-regulatory region sequence-specific DNA binding; DNA-binding transcription factor activity, RNA polymerase II-specific. The transcript has 9 exons.
AUGCUGCCGGCGCAGCAGCUGCCAGCCAUCAGCCCCUGGCCUCCCGACGGCAACCUGCUGGACCGCAUGGACGACCUGGCGCACAAAGGUCACAGCGGUGUUAACCAGCUCGGCGGGGUGUUUGUAGGAGGGAGGCCGCUGCCAGACUCCACGCGGCAGAAGAUCGUGGAGCUGGCGCACUCGGGGGCGCGGCCCUGCGACAUCAGCCGCAUCCUCCAGGUCUCCAACGGCUGCGUCUCCAAGAUCCUCGGCAGGUACUACGAGACGGGGUCCAUUAGACCCCGCGCGAUAGGAGGCUCGAAGCCCCGCGUGGCCACCGCGGAGGUGGUCAGCAAGAUAGCUCAGUACAAGAGGGAGUGUCCCUCCAUCUUCGCGUGGGAGAUCAGAGACCGCCUGCUCAGUGAAGGAGUCUGCACGUCUGAUAAUAUACCUAGUGUCUCCUCCAUCAACCGGGUGCUCCGCAACCUAGCAGCCCAAAAGGAGAAAGCGAACAACCAGCAACCGUCUCCCGACUGCUCAACACCUGUUUACGAGCGGCUCCGACUCCUGGGGGCUCCAGGCGCGACCCCGGCGUGGCCAAGAGCACCCUGGCCAGCGCAGAUUGACGCUAGGACUCCACCCUACCAGCUACAUAGUUUGAGCCCAGGACCUCAGGCUAUCAGCUGCAACGGAGGGGAUAUGACGGCGAUGAAGAAAAACGAGGAGCCACUGGAAGGUUUAGAAGGGCUGCACUCAGACGAGACGGGCUCCGGAGACAACUCGAAUGCUGGCUCCAGCGGGGCUGAUGAUGACGCGGCGCGGCUCCGACUCAAGCGCAAGCUGCAGAGGAACCGCACCAGCUUCACUAAUGAGCAGAUUGAUAGCUUGGAGAGAGAAUUUGAAAGAACUCACUAUCCAGACGUUUUCGCUCGCGAGAGACUUGCCGCCAAAAUAGGGCUGCCCGAAGCUAGAAUACAGGUGUGGUUCUCGAAUCGGCGCGCGAAGUGGCGGCGCGAGGAGAAGAUCAGGUCGCAGCGACGCAGCCCCGAGUGCGGGUACAGUGCGGGGCCCCAUGCUCCCGCGCAUCCCGCCCCGCCCACGCAUCCCGCGCAUCCCACGCAUCCCGCGCAUCCUGCACACCAGCCGUACCAGCCGCCGCUCAAUGUUGAUACUUACAGCCCGCUAACCCCCAUGGGUUAUGGCGGCGGCAUGGUACCGGAGACGCCAGUAUGCGACACGACGGAGGCCGAGCUGUGCAAGAGCGGCUUCCUCGGGUACCCGCGCUACGAGCUGGGCUACCGGCAGCCCCCGCAUCCGUAUGUCAACCAUCACGGGUACCAGCAUGAGCCCGCGUCGCCGCCACCAGAGCUAGGCGGUCUCUUAGGCACAGGAGUGUCAGUGCCCCUCGCAGUGCCGGGACAAGACACGCAGCAAUACUGGUCGCGACUCCAGUGACCCUGGUGGAACUAGCCGAGCACACAACUGUACUCACAUGCUACUGCUAUCUGAUGGGAGGGGCGGCCAUUUUGGGAAUUGAGCUUUUAGUAGCCAGAGCUUAUUUUUUAAUGGCUUCUCGGAGCCUAGGCUCCUAGGAGAAUGUUUAUUGGGUAACCAGAUCCCUGUGGAAUGAGAAUGCCUAGAAGAAUGUCCUCCAGCCAAAAACAACUGCGAAGCGGACCGUAGUUUUUAAACUCCCUAUAGAAUAUCUUUCUCCGCUCUAAGGUACUACUGUGUGAGCGGAGACUAGGCGAAUAACUAAAUUCACUGAAAAGAAUGAAAGAUUACAUAUAACUAUUUUAAAGAGGAUGGUAUAUACUUUCUUUAAGGGUUCCUUAUUGGUUAAAUAAGCCCGACUACCUCCUACCAACACAUCAUAUAUUAUUGUUUCAUUUGGCUGGUAUAGUGGUAU